GCAGGCGAUGGCACAUAAAACGGCCACGGCCCUCUGCCGCUUCUCCUUGCCCCGCAGUGUGGGGUCCGGAUCCAGCUUGCCUACCCGCGGCCGUGCCCACCUUCCGCUGCUCGGCGCCCUGCUGUGCGCUGCGCCCUGAGCGAGCUCGGGGCCCCCAAGUGCCAUGGCCGGGAAGCUCGGAGGGUGCAAGACCAUCGUGGCCGUGGGGCUGACGGGGCUGCUCUGCACGGUCCUGGGCGGUGUUAUGAUCUUCGUGGUGCCCCAGCUCAUCAGAAACCAGAUCCUCCAGAAUGUCAAGAUUGACCCCACCAGCCUGUCCUUUGAGAUGUGGAAGGAGAUCCCCAUCCCUUUCUACAUGUCAGUGUACUUAUUUCACGUGGUCAACGCCGAUGAGGUGCUGAAGGGGCAGAAGCCUUCCAUUCAGGAGCGUGGGCCGUACGUGUACAGAGAAUACAGGCAGAAACACAACAUCACUUUCUAUGAGAAUGACACGGUGUCCUUCUUAGAAUACCGGACCUUUGUGUUCCAGCCUCACAUGUCCCGGGGCUUAGAAACCGAUUACAUCGUGAUGCCCAACCUGUUGGUCUUGGUGUCCUCCAUGAUGAUGGAACACAAGCCCAUGUCCAUGAAGCUGCUCAUGAGCUUGUCCUUCUCCAUGUUCAGCCAGCGGGCCUUCAUGAACCGCACAGUGGGGGAAAUCAUGUGGGGUUAUCGGGAUCCUAUGAUUGAUAUGCUGAAUAAAUACUUCCCUGGCAUGUUGCCGUUUAAGGAUAAAUUUGGCUUAUUUUCAGAGUUAAACAACUCCAAUUCAGGAUUGUUCACUGUGUUUACGGGGGUCAAAGACUUCAGCAAGAUCCACCUAGUGGACAAGUGGAAUGGUAAGAGCAAGUUAAAUUUCUGGCAUUCAGACCAAUGCAAUAUGAUUAAUGGGACAUCUGGACAGAUGUGGGCCCCUUUCAUGACUCCAGAGUAUAACCUUCAGUUCUACAGCCCGGAGGCUUGCAGGUCUCUGAAUUUUGAAUAUGAAAAGUCAGGAGAGUUCAAAGGCAUUCCUACUUUUCGAUUUGUGGCCCCUAAGACGUUAUUUGCCAACGGGUCUGUCUACCCACCGAAUGAAGGCUUCUGUCCUUGCAUGGAGUCGGGAAUCCAGAAUAUGAGCGCUUGUCAGUUAAAUGCCCCGCUUUUCCUCUCCCACCCACAUUUCUACAACGCCGAUCCGGUGCUGCUUGACUCUGUGAUUGGGCUCCAUCCCAGCAAGGAAGAACACUCCCUGUUCCUUGAGGUGCACCCGGUCACCGGGAUCCCCAUGAACUGUUCUGUCAAACUGCAGCUGAGCUUGUAUAUAAAGUCCAUCCCCGGCAUUGGGCAAACGGGAAAAAUCAGUCCAGUUGUCCUUCCUCUCCUUUGGUUUGAAGAGCGUGGUGCGAUGGAAGGCCAGACCCUCAACACAUUCUAUAACAGACUGGUGUUGAUGCCCAAGUUGGUGCAGUAUGUGCAGUACGUCUUAAACGCCCUGGGCUGCCUGUUCAUAGUCAUUACGCUCAUCCUCAUCAUCAAGAAUCAGAGGACACCCAGUGCUGCUCUCUCUGAAGGGCUACACCCCCAAUCAGACCAGCUUCCCAGCUCCCAGACUCCCCUCCUCCAGGACGACCCCCAGGAUGGAUAGCCUGCUGGCAGCAAGUCCCGAGUGACUUCCUCUGUCUGGCCUGGCAGCUGUAUGGCCAGGAUGUCAUCAUUUUACAUGUACAACCAUGGAUGCACAUGUUUAACAUGUGUGAAUGUGAGUGUGUGUAAGAGAGAGAAAGAGAGAGAGAGAGAGAGAGAGAGAG
This is a messenger RNA of Antechinus flavipes (yellow-footed antechinus), 1829 nucleotides long. RefSeq names its product scavenger receptor class B member 1 (gene SCARB1). NCBI's taxonomy places the organism in Eukaryota, Metazoa, Chordata, Mammalia, Dasyuromorphia, Dasyuridae. The transcript has 12 exons. Bases 164 to 1666 code for a protein of 500 amino acids. Gene Ontology annotation, cellular component: cytoplasm; caveola. Gene Ontology annotation, molecular function: lipid binding; scavenger receptor activity; low-density lipoprotein particle binding. The record is from RefSeq and is a predicted model, not a curated record. Gene Ontology annotation, biological process: plasma lipoprotein particle clearance; recognition of apoptotic cell; cholesterol import.